UUGUGUGAGUUACAGCGGUUUUAAUUUGGAAAGUUGUACGCGUCGCUUGCGUUUGCGCACGUCAGUGGAGCAAGUGUCACUGUCAGUUGCCGCUGGACCGUCGGAGCGUAGACACGCGCCGUUCGCGAGUGAUUUGUUACUGUCGUGCCACGACGAUAGGAAUUGAGCCCAUCGGCCAUAUGACGGCGUAGAGCGCGCAGUGAAACACACAUACACACAAACAGGCAAACAUGUCGUCCAAGGCCAUAUACGAGGCGACCGGCAAAGAUCUCAUCAACAGGCACAUAGCGCCAGGGACAGCGUUGGUGCCGUGCCGGUUCGCGACCUUCGAGCAGAACACCGUCUGGGAAGACGAGCUCGGCAAGAACCCAUGGCUCUCCAAAGAGCAAUUGGUGGUGAAGCCCGACCAGCUGAUCAAGCGGCGCGGCAAGCUCGGCCUGGUGGGCGUGAACAAGUCCGCGGGCGACGUGCGCCGCUGGCUCAGCGAGCACAUGGGGAAGGAGCAGGCCGUCGGCGCCGCCGUCGGGAAGCUGAGGCACUUCAUCGUGGAGCCGUUCGUCAAACACGACGCGAAUGAGGAGAUGUACAUUUGCAUACAGUCGGGCAGACGGACAGACACCAUCCUGUUCCACCACCAGGGCGGCGUGGAUGUCGGCGAUGUUGACGCUUUGGCUGUCAGGCUCGAGGUAGCGGUAGACACAUUCCCCUCCGGUGAGGACAUCGACAGGACUCUGCUCAAAAACAUUAAGUCCGCCUCCACUAAAAGAAUACUGACGACCUUCAUCCUGUCCCUGUACCGCGUGUACGUGGACCUGUACUUCACGUACAUGGAGAUCAAUCCCAUCGUGGUCACCAACGAGCGCAUCUACCUCCUGGACCUGGCGGCCAAGCUCGACCAGACGGCCGACUUCAUCUGCGCCAAGAACUGGGGCACCGUCACCUUCCCGCCGCCGUUCGGACGCGACGCGUACCCUGAGGAGGCGCAUAUCGCCGACUUGGACGCUAAGAGUGGGGCCAGUCUUAAGUUGACGAUACUGAACAAGUCUGGCCGCAUCUGGACCAUGGUGGCGGGCGGCGGCGCGUCCGUCGUCUACACCGACACCAUCUGCGAGCUGGGUGGCGCCUCCGAGCUGGCCAACUACGGCGAGUACUCGGGCGCGCCCACGGAGUCUCAGACGGCGGACUACGCCAAGACCAUCUUCAGCCUCAUGUGCCGCGAGAAACACCCCAACGGCAAGGUUCUGAUCAUUGGUGGCGGUAUCGCCAACUUCACGAACGUGGCCGACACGUUCCGCGGCAUCAUUACCGCCAUCGACACAUACAAAGACGCUCUCAUACAAUACAACAUCACCAUCUUCGUGAGGAGAGGAGGCCCCAACUACCAGGAGGGUCUUAGGCAAAUGCGCGAGGUCGGGCACCGGCUUCGCAUACCCCUGUACGUGUUCGGGCCCGAAGCCAACAUGACGUCGAUCGUGGGCCUCGCGCUCGGCCACUCGCCCAUCCCCAAGGAGCACCAGCUGGACUACGCGCCCAAACAGCUGCCCAAGCCCACACCCUGCCCCAAGCCCAAGAUAGAGCUCCCCGAGCUGACACACAAACUGCUGGAUCUGGUGUGCUCGCAGUCACCGACCCGCGGAGAGUUGGGGCAACCGCUGUCAACCGCCAAGCCGCUCUUCAGUGACCGCACCAAAGCCAUCAUCUGGGGCAUGCAGAACCGCGCCAUCCAGGGCAUGUUGGACUUCGACUACAUCUGCCGGCGCGCGGAGCCGUCCGUGGUCGCCAUCGUGUACCCGUUCACCGCCGACCACAAGCAGAAGUACUACUUCGGCAACAAGGAGGUCUUCAUUCCAGUGUUCUCUGACAUGGACGUGGCGAUGCGCAAGCACCAGGAGGCGACCGUGCUCGUCAACUUCGCUUCGCUCCGUUCGGCCUACGACAGCACCAUGCAGGCUAUGCAGCACCCCCAGAUCAACACGGUGGUGAUCAUCGCUGAAGGCAUCCCGGAGAACAUGACCAGGAAGAUCAUCAAGCUAGCCGACGCGAGAGGCGUGAACAUUAUCGGCCCGGCCACCGUUGGCGGCAUCAAGCCCGGGUGCUUCAAGAUCGGCAACACGGCCGGCAUGAUCGACAACAUCGUCGACAGCAAGCUCUACCGGCCCGGCAGUGUGGCCUACGUGUCCCGUUCAGGCGGCAUGAGCAACGAGCUAAACAACAUCAUCUCUAAAGAGGCUGAUGGCGUCUGCGAGGGAGUUGCUAUCGGGGGAGACCGCUACCCUGGCACCACCUUCAUCGACCACCUGCUGAGAUUCGAAGCCGACCCCAACGUGAAGAUGCUAGUACUGCUCGGAGAAGUGGGUGGCGUGGAGGAGUACCACGUGUGCCGCGCCAUCAAGGAGGGCCGGAUCAAGAAACCUAUGGUCGCCUGGUGCAUCGGCACCUGCUCAGACAUGUUCACCUCGGAGGUCCAAUUCGGUCACGCCGGUUCCCUCGCCGGCUCCGCCCUCGAGAAGGCGUUCGCCAAGAACCAGGGCCUCAAGUCGUUCGGCGUGACCGUGCCUGAGAGCUUCGACAGUUUGGGCACCGCUGUCCGGCAGGUGUACCAGAAGCUGGUGCAGGCGGGCAAGAUUAUUGUUAAGGAGGAGGAGGAGCCUCCGAAGGUGCCCAUGGACUACGACUGGGCGAGGAAACUGGGUCUGAUCCGCAAGCCGGCGGCGUUCAUCAGCACCAUCUGCGACGAGCGCGGCCAGGAGCUCACGUACUGCGGGAUGCCCAUCAGCCAGGUCCUGGAGAAGCAGCUCGGGGUGGGAGGCACCAUCAGCUUGCUGUGGUUCCAGCGCGAGCUGCCCGACUGGGCGUGCAAGUUCUUCGAGCUGGUGCUGAUCGUGACGGCCGACCACGGGCCCGCCGUGUCCGGCGCGCACAACACCAUGGUCACGGCCCGCGCCGGCAAGGACCUCAUCUCCUCCGUCGUGAGCGGCCUGCUGACCAUCGGUGACCGUUUCGGGGGCGCGUUGGACCGCGCCGCGAUCGACUUCUGCGCGGCGUACGACAAGGGCCAGCACCCGCAGGAGUUCGUCAACGAGAAGCGGGCCAAGGGCGAGCUCAUCAUGGGCAUCGGCCAUAGAGUAAAAUCGAUCAACAACCCCGACUCGCGAGUCCGCGAGCUGAAGGCGUACGUGACGGCGCGGUGGCCCGCGUGGCCCGUGACGCGCUACGCGCUCGACGUGGAGGCCGUCACCACGCGCAAGAAGCCCAACCUCAUCCUCAACGUAGACGGCAUCAUCGCUGCCGCUAUGGUCGACCUGUUUAGACACACCAACCUGUUCACUACCGAGGAAGGCAACAACUACAUCCAGAUGGGCACGAUCAACGCGCUGUUCGUGCUCGGCCGCUCCAUCGGCCUCAUCGGCCACUACCUCGACCAGAAGCGCAUGAAGCAGCCCCUAUACCGCCACCCCUGGGACGACAUCACCUACAUGUCGCCGCUCAACUAAGGUCCAUGAUCCUAUCAGGUUACCUGACGUGCUUCAAUUAGUA
Molecule: messenger RNA, 3537 nt
Organism: Cydia amplana
Lineage: Eukaryota; Metazoa; Arthropoda; Insecta; Lepidoptera; Tortricidae
Gene: ATPCL
Product: ATP-citrate synthase
Exons: 24
Coding region: 231-3494 (1087 amino acids)
Biological process (GO): acetyl-CoA biosynthetic process; fatty acid biosynthetic process; citrate metabolic process
Cellular component (GO): cytosol
Molecular function (GO): ATP citrate synthase activity
Source: RefSeq, a predicted model, not a curated record